AGCUCGGCGAGGUCGGUGCCGGCAUGGAAAUAACAGCACUGUGUGUGCCCUCCCCUCCUCUCCUUCUGCUCUCGCUCACGAACCGCUCGUAGCGCUCUUCAGCGCCUUCUGAAAGGAAACCCGGGCCCGUUUCUCCCCAGGGCAGCGCAACGCUCUGAGACAAGCUUUUGUCCAGGCAGCUGGACUGGGAUGGGCCGCGUGGGUCCCUUCCAUCCUGUAUUCUGAGAUAGUCUGUGAAUACAGUGCUCUGCAGUGCUGUUGUGCCCAGCCAGGCACCCUCCCCGAGCCCCCAUACAUGCUUUGAGCCAGCUACAAAGUGAGUUCACAAGCUGUUCCGUCAUACGAACAUUGCUCACGAUAUCCCAAACACGCAAGUGCAAGAGGAGAGGAAAAACAAGCUCUUAAAAGCAGUCCACAACAUGCUGAACUCUCCCAUACUUCCUUGGUACUGAAACAUUUCAGUGGACCUUGCGAGUACUGUUCUAGUGCAGUAACCUUUGUCUUUCCAAACUAUAGGUCAUAACUCCUCAUAGCUGCCCAAACAGCAUUUUUGCCUCUCUUAACCUGAGAUGCAGAAAACAUCUUUAUCAGGCUGUAUUUGGACCUCUGAAGCCCGGUGAAGGCACAAAAGGUAGAGAAGAGGUCCAAAUUAAAACUUCUUUUCUCAGGGAACUUGGAAUGGGCCUGGAAGUUGUGAUCUUUGGCAGUUAAAGGCAGAAGGUGGGAAUCAGGACCUCUGAACAUGAAUUAAUUAGUACAAAUGAAAUCAGUAAUACUUCAGGUGACAACUGUGACUACUGACAUCUCUUCCCACUACAGAGCUGGCUGACUUAAGCUUCUGCUCCUCUGACUCCUGAUGAUUUCCAGGCCCAUUCCAAGUUCUCUGAAAAAACCAGUUAGUUUUAGUUUGGAUCUCUCCUCUGCCUUCCUGCUCACAGGUGGAAGAGGAUUCACCCUGGUGCUGUGAGGGCACUGCAGUCCAGAUGGAGUGGGCACUGCCUCUGGAGAAAAGCUAACCCACUCCCCAUCAGUAAUGAAGCUCAGAGAGCAGCUUUGGAAGUGGUGAAAAGCGUGGCUCAACAGAGAGCCUCCACUUUUCACCAGAGCAGCCUGCCCUCGGGAGGAGUUGCUGGAACCCCCUUCUGGAGCACAUCUGACUGCUACUGCCACGAGGCCCCAGCCAGCCAGCCACAAUGUACUGCCUUCAGUGGUUGCUACCUGUCCUGCUCAUACCCAAGCCCCUCAACCCAGCACUGUGGUUCAGUCACUCAAUGUUCAUGGGAUUCUACCUGCUCAGUUUUCUCCUGGAACGGAAACCUUGCACAAUUUGUGCCUUGGUCUUCCUGGCAGCUCUAUUCCUCAUCUGCUACAGCUGCUGGGGGAACUGCUUCUUGUAUCACUGCACAGGAUCCCAGUUGCCGGAAUCAGCUCAUGAUCCCAACAUAGUGGGCACCUAGAGAAUCAUAAUCUUCCAGUCUGCUGAGGGCUCUUGUUUUGCUUUUAAAAAGGGGGUGGGGCUGGGGAGGAGGGGGGUGUUGGGUAUGGGACUGGAGUAAGGACAGCCUGUUUCCUGUAACUGUGUGGACUAGAGUGGCAAAUUCUUCCCACUCUGCCUGUGAAAUUCGACUCGUUUACUGUGUGAACUCUGGCAGCACCACCUGCUUUUUUAGAAGCAGAAGUCUUUUUUUUUUUUCUUUCCCGUAUCACCGGGAACAGACACCAGCCCUCUCAACUGAGAACUGCAGGAAGCCUGAGCCUGCAGCCCCUGCCCAGCUGAGAGUGCUGCAGUUGUGUGUCACUUGUCUGCAUUAGGCCAUGGUGGUCUAACUCAGGGCUCUUGGCCCACUGGUCCUGCUUGAAUAGCUACAAGAUUUUCUCAGUCUCUCUUUGUGGGGAGCCAGCCUUCCCACCUUGCUGAUCAAGGGCAAGUGCAACAGCUCACAAAUGGACUUGGCCAAAAGCUGCUGGAGCCAGAGGCAGUUGAGUCAUCUCCUCCUGCUCAGCCUGCCAAAGAGAUGUGUGCACUGCUGAAGUGCUUUCUGAACUCCGAAUGCUCCAAGAUCCCAGCCUGAAAGCCUCAGUUAUGCUGCUGCUUUUAUAAAGCCUCACAGGAGACUGUCUCUUCUCCUCCAUGUCCUGGGUUUACCAAGGUGUUGACAGUUGGGAUAAAGAAUUGGCAUGCUGCAAGACACAGGGUUUGGAAGCCAGUGUGAACUUCACCCUACAAAACUCAUGCUAGCCUGAGAGGCUGGGUGUAGGCAGGGCAGGAGAGGACCCUGAGGUGGAGGCAUGGCUUGAAGCAGUAAAUGCUUCAGCCAUUUUCAGAGAUAAUGGUUUUGGGCCUGAGGUGACAGAAGGUGCUGGUGCUACUGACUAGCAAAAAAAUGCCUGGUUGUCUCCAGCUUCCCUGGCAGAAGGAUGUCAAGAAUCCAAGGUGGUGGUGCGUCAGGCCUACAGCCUGGGGCAGAGGUUGGUUUGUGAGAAGCCUUAGAGGUUGACAUAAAACACUUAUCUCUAAACUUUGAAGGUUUCCCUCCCCUUUGCCAUCUGUUUGUCUUUCCUUCAGUCUCCUGGUGGACAGCAGCAGAAGUGGCUGUUGCUGUCCUGAGGCAGUUCAAGCUAUGAGGUUGUGAAACUUCCAGAGUAUUGUUUGUUCAUUGCACAGCUGUUCAAAAUGUUUAAUAAAGCUUUAUAAACUUUGGUC
Molecule: messenger RNA, 2704 nt
Organism: Corvus hawaiiensis (hawaiian crow)
Lineage: Eukaryota; Metazoa; Chordata; Aves; Passeriformes; Corvidae
Gene: BLCAP
Product: BLCAP apoptosis inducing factor
Exons: 2
Coding region: 1194-1457 (87 amino acids)
Source: RefSeq, a predicted model, not a curated record